AUGAGAAGUAUGAAAGAAGAAAAAAAAAAGAAGAAGAAGGAAUCUCAGAAUCUCAGAAACUCAGAAUCUCAGAAUCUCAGAAACUCAGAAUCUCAGAAUCUCAGAAUUUCAGUAUCUCAGAAUCUCAGAAUCUCAGAAUUUCCAAAUCUCAGAUACUCAGAAUCUCAGAAUCUCAGAAUUUCAAAAUCUCAGAAUCUCAGAAUCUCAGAAUCUCAGAAUCUCAGAAUUUCAGAAGAAUCUCAGAAUCUCAGAAUCUCAGAAUCUCAGAAUCUCAGAAUCUCAGAAUCUCAAAAUCUCAGAAUCUCAGAAUCUCAGAAUCUCAGAAUCUCAGAAUCUCAGAAUCUCAGAAUCUCAGAAUCUCAGAAUCUCAGAAUCUCAGAAUCUCAGAAUCUCAGAAUCUCAGAAUCUCAGAAUCUCAGAAUCUCAGAAUCUCAGAAUCUCAGAAUCUCAGAAUCUCAGAAUCUCAGAAUCUCAGAAUCUCAGAAUCUCAGAAUCUCAGAAUCUCAGAAUCUCAGAAUCUCAGAAUCUCAGAAUCUUAGAAUCUCAAAAUCUCAGAAUCUCGGACCCAGGAAUCCGGACCCAAAAAUCCGGAAUCCGGACACAGGAAUCCGGAAUCCGGACCCAGGAAUCCGGAUCCAGAAAUCCGGAUUCAGAAAUCCGGAUUCAGAAAUCCGGAUCCAGAAAUCCGGAUUCAGAAAUCCGGAAUCGGAUCCCUUCUCCGGUCCCCUCUCUGGAGCCCCAGAGAAGGGAUAA
Molecule: messenger RNA, 753 nt
Organism: Caenorhabditis briggsae
Lineage: Eukaryota; Metazoa; Nematoda; Chromadorea; Rhabditida; Rhabditidae
Exons: 2
Coding region: 1-753 (250 amino acids)
Source: RefSeq, a predicted model, not a curated record